Messenger RNA from Amphimedon queenslandica, 2595 nucleotides. Its product is annotated as deleted in malignant brain tumors 1 protein-like. The coding region runs from base 16 to 2475 and encodes 819 amino acids. The record is from RefSeq and is a predicted model, not a curated record. The transcript has 16 exons. NCBI's taxonomy places the organism in Eukaryota, Metazoa, Porifera, Demospongiae, Haplosclerida, Niphatidae. Gene Ontology annotation, cellular component: membrane.
GGUGUCUCCUCCUAAAUGUCAGCAAUGCUAUCUCAUAUUUACCUUCUUCUCUUUACUUCUCUUCUACUAACAAACAGAGACACAGUACAAGGUCAAUACAACGGCGCUGUUAGGCUUUGGAGGAGCGGCCAAACAUCUUUAACUUAUACUUUUGGUAGAGUACAAGUAUAUUUAAAAGGACAGUGGGGUAACGUGUGCUGGAACUCCAAUGCCGACUCUGUUUUUACUAAACAAGAAGCUGACGUGACCUGUAGGAACUUGGGCUACAUUGGAUCCUCGUACUACUCAGCAUCUAGCAACGACAAUUAUGGUGUGGAUCCUAGCCCUACUCUCAUGUAUAGAGUGCACUGUCCAUCGACUGAUCAUAGAUUAUUACUGAUGAGCUGCUCUCAUGAUACAGACACUAUCAGCUCACACUGCACUGAUGCCAAUGAUGUUGGUGUACUAUGCUAUUCUAGCAGAAUAUGGUUUGAUCCGUAUCCUGGUAUGGUGAGACUAUCAGGUGGUGAUUAUAUUAAUGAGGGUCUUGUUGAGGUAUAUUAUAAUGGUGUCUGGGGUAAGGUGUGCAACCUACUCACACAUGAUGCUAAUACUAUAUGCAAGCAGUUGGGGUACACCUCUUCUCCACUGAAUGCCACUGUAAUUGGUUUGCCUAGUCAAGUCCAUUGGUACAAUUCAUUGCAGUGUUCUUCAUUGAGUGAUUGUGUUCAUGAGUGUUCAUCACUUCCUACCAUUCCUGCUACUUGCUUUCAUAGUGCUUACAUUCACUGUGAGUAUUCUGCAGGAAACUCCAUCAAUGAUUUAUACUCUUGUGAUACCAGACAAUAUCCUAUUGGAGAAGGUGCUAUAAGACUCUUUAGUAAUGGUAGUACAUCUACUCAAUAUAGAGCUGGAAUAGUCCAAGUCUUUGUUAAUGGCCAGUGGAGUAAUAUCUGCAGGAAGGAAUCAUUUUCACUCACAGAAGCUAAUGUAUUGUGCCAUCAAUUAGGAUACUCUAAUGCACUCAGUUGGAGCCAUGUUGCUCAAACAAAUAUUUAUGGGGUUGAUGGUCAUGCUCCUGGAUUGGGUAACGUGGUUUGUUCUGGUUCAGAUUUUCUAACAAUACAACAAUGCUCUCACAGUUCAACGAUUGACCCCAGAUGCAUUGAUGGUGAUGAUGUCAUUGUUAGAUGCUCCACAGCAAAUUUAACAUAUUCUGGUAAGAUAAGACUCUCAGAUGGGCCUUUCUCUAAUGAAGGGCGAGUUGAGGUUUAUUGCAAUAACGAAUGGAGGACAGUCUGUGAUGAUGCACUUAGUCCUACUGAUGCUUCAGUUAUAUGCAGGCAGCUAGGCUACACGGAUUAUAUCAAUUAUGAGUCCAGACUAUAUACUGGUAGUGGUUUGUUGUGGUUUAAUAGUCUUCAGUGUUCAUCUACUACUGAUUGUAUAACUGAUUGCCUCUCCACUCGCAAUUGCUAUAUAAAUACUUGCUCACAUAGUUAUUAUCCUUACAUUAGAUGCAGUUUUAAUUCAACUAAAGCAAGUCUGGCUAUUGGAUCGAUGAGCAAUUGUUCCUCAAACAUUGGAGGGGCUCAAUCUGGUGCUGUGAUACUGGAGAGAGAUGGUCAGUAUUCUUUAUCCCACACUUCAGGUCGUGUUGUGGUCUAUGGCGUCGGUUCAUCUACAGUCAGUUCAAGGUCCUGGGGUAACAUUUGCAGGAGAAAUACUUUCAGUCUAACAGCAGCUAAUGUGAUAUGCCACCAGUUGUCCUACACUGGUGCUAUAACCUGGUCCUAUGCUGCUGUUGACUUGUUUGGUAUAGACAGACGUGAUGCAUUGGUUGGUAGCGUUAGUUGCAGCAGGAGUGACUUCAUCUCUUUAUUCCAGUGCAGUAUGAGCACUAUUGUUAAUAGCCAAUGCACUGAUGCUGAUGAUAUUUCUGUUACAUGCUACUCAACUAGAAUAUGGAACAACCCUUACCCUGGUCAGGUUAGACUUACCAAUGGUGUGUAUGCUAAUGAAGGAUUGCUUGAGGUGUAUUGCAAUGGUGAAUGGGGCACUGUAUGUCAGAAUGAUUUCGCUGCAACAAUAGCACUGGCAGUUUGCAGGCAGCUAGGAUAUAGUUCUUAUUACAGAUACAACCACCUAACAAUUGUGGGUUCCUCUUCUCAACCAAUAUGGCUGAACAGUUUUACCACCAGUGCUUGUGCCUAUUGCAUCUCUCAGUGUCAAGUUUGUCCUACUAAUGUUACUGUUACUACCUGUGUUCAUGCUCAAGAUGUGACACUCACUUGCUAUUCUCCUUCUUGGAAUGAUCCGACUUACAUUACGAACACUACUUGCAACAGCAGUACAACACCCACUCCAACUCCAUCAAGUGAAGAAGGUGGAUUGAGUGGUGGAGCCAUUGCUGGAAUUGUAAUUGGAUGUGUUGUUUUUUGUGUAGCUUUUUCUAUGUUUAUUAUUAAUGUGACUAAAAAGAAACCUCCUUCAUGAUUUAUAUUAUUUUAAAAAUUUUUAAUCCUUAUGCUUUUAUUAAAAACUAAUAUGGUUUAUGACUGAUAUUUUAAAUCAUGAUAACAAAUGUAUGUAUGUAGUCUUAUAGUACCAUGAAAU